GGUUUUACUUGAUAGGUCGACCGAUAGGAAUUGUCAGUGCGUGCACGACAGUAAGGUCAUUCAGUUUGUUGCCGCGGAACGCGAAUAAGCAUUGGGAUACGACAGGGAGCGUGUUUGCAAUAUCUCUCUGUAUUUCUCGAGACGAUCUUGAACAGAACAAUUUGUACAUUCAAUGUGUUGAAAGUUCGGAGACGUGGGGGAUUAUUGUGAGCCACCCCUUGGGCUUCCACAAGCAUUAACCAAGGCCACGUGGACCACGUUGGGAGCCUGGAAAAAUAUGUGCCAGCAUGUCCGAAGCCGGUGCGCCAGAAGCAGCGAGCAAGAUCGACAGGCAGGCGUCGGUUUACGUGUUCCCAGGGCCGGGGUGUCAGCAUUGUACAGCAUCCUCGCCCCCGACGCAAUCGACGAAUGCCACCACCGCGCCCCCCGAUGGCGCCUCGAGCUCCGCGAUUUCCACGAUCGUCCCGCCCCCGAAUGUAUUCGCGAAGGGGAAGAUGAUCGACAACGAAGGUGUCGACGAGGAUCUCGUUGGGCGGGGGAGGCGAAGGCAGUUGCCGAGGACUCACGCGAGAUCGGCAAGCCACGGCGGAAUGCUGGCGGAGUGUCUGACGAGCACCGGGUCCCAGCCUUGCGCGGGAUCACAUCUCGGUCCUUUGUCCGCGAUCGGUGGGACGAGGCCCUCGGCCUUGAAGAAGCCUGGCCACCAGAGAGCGUUCAGCCAGGGUCAGGUGGUCGACGUUCAAGGACACUCGGUCACCGGCCACAGCCGUGUCGGGUCGAAAACGGAUUUUAUCCUUCCGCCCGGUCACAAGGAGGAUUCGAAACCGCCCACCGCCGGGAAAGUGCCCUCUUUUCGUGGCCAUUCGCGACAAGCAUCCAGAUCAGAGUCGAUAUAUACGAUAAGACGUAGCAUUGAACCUCCUUGGUGGAGAAAAGUUUGGGCUCGAUACUUUGGCCCGUUACCGGAGGAGCCUCGUUUAAGAACGAUAGUACCGAAUCAUUUGGUGCCGCCAAAAACACCAGCGAGUCAACAUCCGAAUGGGAAGAGAGUGAAUAAUAGAGUACGUACGACAAAGUACACCUUGCUGAGCUUCCUACCUCGCAAUUUUUUCGAACAAUUCCGCCGUGUGGCCAAUAUAUAUUUUGUAUUUAUCGUUCUACUUAAUUGGGUGCCGGUUAUAAAUGCCUUCGGCAAGGAGAUUUCCGUGAUACCCAUCAUUUUUGUGCUCGGUGUGACAGCGUUGAAAGAUUAUUUCGAGGAUCGUAGAAGGCUUAUCAGCGAUCGUCGUGUAAAUAAUUCCACUUGUCGUGUCUACGUUCGCGAGGACGACAGGUAUGCAAGGGUAGCGUGGAAAGAUGUGAAGGUCGGUGACCUGGUUCACCUCUCGAACAACGAACUCGUGCCGGCCGAUCUGCUCCUUCUACGAAGCAGCGAUCCUCAGGGCGUAGCGUACAUCGACACGUGCAAAUUUGUUAUAUAUAAAAUAUAUAUAAAGAGGAGAGGGAUAUAUAUUUUUUUUCAGCGUUCAAGAUUGGAGAAACGGAUGAACAGCGACGUUAUAUGGUGUGUGGCGAUUUUAAUUGUUUUAUGCGUGAUAGGGGCGGCCGGUUGCCGUUUCUGGCUAUCCGAAUAUUCCGAUUUAACGUUUGUCCCAUUCAUACCGAUCCUCCAGGAUGCUUAUUACGAAAGUAUGCUAACGUUCUGGACGUUCGUCAUUAUUCUCCAAGUGAUGAUACCUUUAAGCCUUUACGUCACUCUCGAAAUGGCGAAAGUUGGCCAGGUUUAUCACAUUGGACACGAUAUCGCCCUUUACGACUCGGAGACGGGACGCUCGGCCGAAUGCCGUGCGCUCAACAUUACAGAGGAAUUGGGUCAGGUGCAGUAUAUAUUCUCUGAUAAAACUGGCACGCUCACUGAAAAUAAAAUGCUGUUUAGACGGUGCGCCGUGGGUGGACAGGAUUAUUCGCACGGCGGAGAUGGUGAAAAUUUGAUACCUUCUUCGCGAUUGAAGGAAGAUCUUCUUAUAGGUACAUUUAGGCAACAUCUUCAAGAAUUUCUAAUCGUAUUGGCGAUAUGUAAUACGGUUGUGGUCAAUUCUCAACCUCAUUACGACACCAUGAACUCGAGCGGAGUGAUCGAAGAGCCUCGGAAGAACGGCAACGAAGAAACUGGAAGAUACACAAGAAUGAUAGAUUCUCGAAGUUUAACACCUUCGCCAAUUAUACCUUUAUCGGCACUUCGCACUACAAAUAGCCCCGAUGAAAACGUAUCGUCGAUCUCUUCUAUGGUGGAAAUUGAAUCCGCUCUUCACAAUUCCACCAAACUGUCCAAUAAAUUGUCGAGGCCAAAAUUCUUAAACGUAACGUCGAUAUCGAGCCUAGGAAUAGGAUUACUUGGAAGAAAAUUGUCACCGAACGGUGAGCACAAGAGACGCAGCCCACUAAGUCCCGUUAUUGAUGGAAAGAGCGGAGACGAAUUGUUACCUAGAGCCGCUAUUUACGAACUUACACAUAUGCCUUUUACACGAAUUAUUAAUAAUUUAUAUAUUUAUUUAUGUAUUUUAAAUUUAUUUGUGAAACGUAAAUUUCAGAUAUUGCCAUUUGACUCGAAUAGAAAAUGUAUGUCUAUUUUAGUACGGCAUCCUCUUACUAAUGAGGUAGUGUUAUAUAGCAAAGGUGCUGACACAACGAUACUAUCGUCUCUAAUUCCUCAAGACGAAAAUUCUAUAACGACCAUAAAAAUUCGACAAUACCUUCAAUCGUAUGCAAGGCAAGGUCUUCGAACAUUGGUAAUGGCUAAGAAAUCUCUAACGAUGCAAGAAUACGAGAAUUGGCGUCAAAAGCAUUCUGAAGCAGAACUUGCAAUGGAAAAUCGUGAACUUCGUAUUAAAGAUUCUUAUGCAAAUCUGGAAUGUCAUUUGACUUUGUUAGGUGUUACUGGAAUUGAAGAUAAACUUCAAGCAGGAGUACCUGAGACUAUGGACACUUUAAUGGCAGCAGGAAUUGUAGUUUGGGUUUUAACAGGAGACAAGCCAGAAACCGCGGUUAAUAUUGCAUAUUCGGCGCGUCUUUUUUCGCCUGCGAUGCAAUUAUUGUGGUUACAAGCAAGAUCCAAGUCUGUUGCCGAGGCCUUAAUUCAUGGAUAUUUGGAAUCUACGCGUAAAAAGAAUACGGUUCAGGGGAUAGAAAAUAUUAGGGAAAUUACGAUGCUUAAUCGUGAUGCAACGGAAAACGAGGCGCAUAGAAUAGAUAGCUCUUGGCCGAGACAACGAGCACUUGUCGUUGAUGGCAAAACUUUAACUGUUAUCCUUGAUCCACGAUCAGGAUUAACUGGAUUAUUUCUUGAGUUAACAAAAACGUGUUCUAGUGUAUUAGCUUGUAGAGCUACACCUCUUCAAAAGGCAUAUAUAGUACGUAUAGUAAAGGAACAAUUGGGAAUGAGGACUUUAGCCAUUGGUGAUGGUGCUAAUGAUGUUAGCAUGAUACAGACUGCAGAUGUAGGAGUUGGUAUUUCUGGACACGAAGGUACACAAGCUAUCAUGGCUGCAGAUUUUGCCAUUUCACGAUUCUCAAUGCUUAGCAGACUUCUUUUGCUCCAUGGUCAUUGGUGUUAUGAUCGAUUGUCUAGAAUGAUCUUAUAUUUCUUUUAUGAGAACGCUACCUUCGUUUUCGUUCUAUUUUGGUACCAGAUUUAUUGCGGAUUUACUGGAACUGUUAUGAUGGAUCAAAUUUAUUUAAUGCUAUAUAAUUUAUUGUUUACGUCUAUGCCACCACUUGUAUUAGGCAUAUAUGAUCGAGUGGCUUCAUCCGGUGUUUUGUUAUCUAUGCCUCAUGUGUAUAAAAGAGGACGUCUGGGAUUAGUAUAUCAAGCGCAUACAUUUUGGAUAACCAUUGCUGAUGCUUUAUAUCAAAGUAUCGUAAUUUUCUUUAUAAAUGAGAAUGUAUACUAUGAUUCAGUUAUUGACAUUUGGGAAUUUGGAACUACUAUAAUGACAUGUUGCGUUGUUACUAUGUUGACUAAUAUUGCCAUAGAAAUUAGAUCUUGGACUAUAAUACAUCUCUUUGCCGUAAUGGGAUCAUUGGGAGUAUUUUUUGGUUUUUGUUUAAUUUAUAAUGUAGUUUGCGUUAAUUGUAUGGGUCUUUUAUGUUCAUAUUGGGUAAUGGAAAUAGCUGUCAUGAGAUAUACGUAUUGGCUUACAGUAAUACUUACCUGUGUUUUGGCAUUAUUACCUAGAUUAUUCUAUAAAACUAUAAAAUCGACAAUAAAUCCAGAUUUUAUACAAAGUGCUAUAUUUAACGCACCAUCCAAAAGUGGCAGUCAUAGACAACGAAUCGCGGAGAGAAGAGAAAAUAGUUUUAUUGCAGGUUGGUCACGUUCAACGCAACAUGCUACUAUAAGAACGGGGACUAAGCAUGAUACAUUGACAACUAUUGUUGCAUGACAUAUCCUGAAGGAUCAAAUAAGACUGUCAGCACGUUAUAACAGAAUAAUUGAAACUGUUAAUAGUGCUAUUCUAUUAAAAUUAUUGGAAAAAAACGAUGUCCUUUGCCGCAUUUCAAUCUUUAUUGUUCCUAAGAAUUGUAAAAGUAUUGCCAGGACAUGUAUUAUUAAUUUUAAUAUGCAUUUUUUCAUGAAAAAAUGCUAUAAUUUAUAGAAAUUAUGUUAGUUAUUGUUUAAUAUUAAUUUUUAUUAUUCAUCGAGUGGCCUUAAAUCUAGACUACUACUGUUUAUUGCAUUUGAUGGCUGUGACUUUUAGGGACCAAAACUUUUAAUCCAAUAGUUACGAUAUCAAUUAGUGAUUCGAUUGAAAAGUACACGUUUAUACGUCAUGUUUCAGUUGUAUAUCGAAUCAAUUUAUUUACAUCACAAUUUCUCAUAUAAAUGUAAAAGAAUAUAUAUUGUAAAAAAAAAAAAAUAUAUGUAAAAUAUAUAUUAUCUUUUAUGAAAUUCAUAUUAUAUAAAUUAUAAAUUUGCGCUAGUAAUAUGUACGAGUAUAUAAUGCAUAUGGAUUUUAUACUCGUGAUUGUAUAAUAGUAAUUUUGGAAACACUGUAUGAUCUGCCAGCAUAGAAGUUUUACUAAAUGUGUACGUAUAUUGGACAUCGUUACAAAUGUUGAUAUAGUAUUUUGAUAAAUGAUAAAAAAAAAGAAUGCGUGUAUAUAAUAAUUUAUCAGUAAAAUCAAGUGUUCUGCAAA
Apis dorsata (giant honeybee) is the source of this 5196-nucleotide messenger RNA. Its product is annotated as probable phospholipid-transporting ATPase VD. Gene Ontology annotation, molecular function: ATP hydrolysis activity; ATPase-coupled intramembrane lipid carrier activity; ATP binding. NCBI's taxonomy places the organism in Eukaryota, Metazoa, Arthropoda, Insecta, Hymenoptera, Apidae. The transcript is spliced from 18 exons. Gene Ontology annotation, cellular component: plasma membrane. The record is from RefSeq and is a predicted model, not a curated record. Bases 288 to 4442 code for a protein of 1384 amino acids. Gene Ontology annotation, biological process: phospholipid translocation.